Messenger RNA from Maylandia zebra (zebra mbuna), 2304 nucleotides. Its product is annotated as E3 ubiquitin-protein ligase TRIM39. The record is from RefSeq and is a predicted model, not a curated record. Gene Ontology annotation, molecular function: protein binding; zinc ion binding. NCBI's taxonomy places the organism in Eukaryota, Metazoa, Chordata, Actinopteri, Cichliformes, Cichlidae.
CUUUGGCUUCACAACCACAGUGCUAGUAUUAUGUUUCGCUGCCUCAGAGAUCAGCUUUCGCAUUCAGGAAAGCUCUGAGGCGAUGGCUUCCAAUAGUUUUCGUCUGUCAGAGGUGCAGUUUCAGUGUUCCAUCUGCCAAGAUGUUUUCUCAGAGCCCGUCUCCAUCCCCUGCGGUCACAGCUUCUGCUUCACCUGCAUCACAACACACUGGGACGUUAGCCGUGCAAUUAGCUGCCCCAAAUGUCACACAGUCUUUGAAGGCCGCCCUGAGCUUUGUGAAAACUCUUUUGCGAAGGAAAUUUCAGAGCAGAUCCGAGCGAGAAGGCAGAACGGCGUGAUUGCAGCGACAGAAAAAGUCAUCUAUUGCGAUGUGUGCACAGGAACGAAAACUGAGGCACAGAAAUCAUGCCUCACGUGUCUGACUUCGUACUGCGAGAUGCACCUGGAGCCUCACCUGAGAGUUGCCACCUUGAGGAUUCACAAGCUGAUUGAACCCGUGGCAAUGCUGCAGAACAGGAUGUGUAAAAAGCACCAAAGGCUUUUGGAGCUGUUCUGCAGAAGUGACCAGAGGUGUGUUUGUGUGCUGUGCACCGAAACCGACCACCGCUCUCACAAAACGGUCCCAGUGGAACGAGAAAGCCAAGAGAGGAAGGUGCAGAUGAAGAGAAUCGAGGGUGAUGUUCAGCAAAUGAUCCAGGACAGACUGCAGAAAGUGGAGGAGAUUAAACGAUGUGUGGAGCUCAGCAAAGUAAAUUCAAAGAGAGACAUAGAGAAAAGCGUGCAGGUUUUCUCCGCUCUCAUUCGUACCAUGGAGAGAAAUCAAGCCGAGCUGGUGGAGAUGAUCCAGAGGAGGCAGGCGGCAGCGGAGCAGAGGGCAGACAGGCUCGUUGCAGAACUUGAGCUGGAAAUCACUGAACUGCAGAGGAGAAGAAGUGAAAUGGAGCAGCUUUUUCACACAGAUGACCACCUCCAUCUCAUACAGAGGUUUCCAGCUCUGAGUUCUCCUCCAUCGGCCAAAUCCUGCUCUGAAAUCAUCGUCCAUGCAGACACCAGUUUGGGGCUAUUACGCAGAGCAGUGGUCAACAUUGUGCAGCAGCUGCAAUCGGAGCUGAAAAAACUUUCCAUUCAAGAGCAUGAGAAGAUUCAGCAGUAUGCAGCUGAUGUUCAGCUGGACCCCAGGACAGCCAACCCUUGGCUGGUUUUAUCAGAGGAUGGGAGGCAGGUCUGGGAUGGAGAGGCUGAACAAAACGUGGCCGACAUACCAGAGCGUUUUGACACGGCGCCAUGUGUCCUCGCCCUCAAGGGAUUCACCACAGGAAGGCACUACUGGGAGGUGAAUGUCGGAGACAAGACAGCGUGGGAUCUAGGUGUAGCUAAAGAAUCAGUCAACAGGAAAGGUUUGAUCACACUGUGUCCAGAAGAUGGUUAUUGGACUAUCUGUUUGAGGAAGGGCAGUGAGUACCGGGCAUGUGCUGGACAGGCAGAGCUGUUGUGCCUCGCUCAGAGACCACAUGUCGUUGGGGUGUUUUUGGAUUAUGAGGAAGGCAGGGUGUCAUUUUACGACGCAGAGACCCAGUCACACAUCUAUUCUUUCAAAUGCGUCCAAUUCACCGACGCCAUGCUUCCCUUUUUUAACCCUGACAUGAGUGACAACGGCAGCAACAAAUCACCACUUAUCAUCCGCCAAGUCAGUGGAAUUGAUGAAGGCAAGGACUUAGAUGACAUCACUAUAUGAUGUACGUCGAUCUGGGUUUGUUUGUGUUUUUUUGCAUUAAACUGUUCCCUGUUUUGUAAUGCAUGAAGAUAUUUUUAAACAUUUAAAAACUGCAUGCAAAUUCUAAAGUUAGUAUUAAAUUUUUGAAUGAAACUGUUCAUAAAAAAUACUCCUUUCUCAAUAAAUAUCUCAAACUCUACUUGCUUUGCUUAGCAACUGUAAAAUAAUGAUUUCUACAUAUAGGAUAUAUUGUAUUCUGGCUUGUAUACUAGAGAAUUCAUCCUUUUACUUCUAUCAGCUGUCACAUCAUCAAUAAACACUAGUGACUGUACAUGUCCAUGCCAUAACACUGGUCCCACCACAUGCUUCUGAUCAUCAACUGUUUCUUUCCUUCUCCUCCCAUCAUCCUGAUACAAGUUCGUCUUGGUUUCAUCUGUUUUCUGGCCUUCCCGUUCUUGAGUGUUACAGCUCUAAUGUUCUUGUAAAUCCUUGUAUUUAAAACAACACUGAAAAUCUAUAGCAUACAAAUGCAACACAAUGAAUUGACUGAAUCAUCUUCGUAUGUCCUUUUCAUUUGUAUAAUAAACCAU